UUCUCCGUCGCCGGUGAUUUCUACUUCUGGUACUAUUUUGCAAUUUAACAAUUUAUAAAUCAGUCCCUACACAAGUUUAUUUUAUGGUUUCACCCACUUCGGUGCCCCUUACGUUUUCUUGUUCCACUCCGACAACAACAAUAACAACGACCGCCUUUGAGCUUCAUUCACAAAUCCCAUGAUGACAAUGUUACUGAGAAGAAGAACAACCUCGUAUUUCCGAAACCUCACAACAGAAACAACAACCCAACAAGGUGGUUGUGAUAAAGAUCAAAACUUUACUCAAAUUCUCAAUGAAAUUUGCACAAUUACUCGAACUAAACCACGUUGGGAGAAAACCCUUUUAUCACAAUACCCAUUUUUCAAUUUCUCAAACCCUAAUUUCUUCCUCCUUUAUCACAAUCAUCAGAAAAAUUCAUUCCUUUCCCUUCGUUUCCUUCACUGGCUCACUUCACAUUGUGGCUUCUCACCUGAUCAGUCUUCAUGUGAUGUUCUUUUUGAUGCUCUUGUUGAUGCUGGUGCUUGCAAAGCUGCUAAAUCAUUGCUUGAUUAUCCUCAUUUCACUCCAAAGAAUGCUUCUUUGGAGUCUUACAUUCGAUGUCUUAGCAAUGGUGGAAUGGUUGAGGAAGCAUUUGAUGUGUUUGUUAGUUUGAAAAAGGUUGGAUUUUUACCAUCUGUGUCUACUUUUAAUGUGUCUUUGUUAGCUUGUUUGAAAGUUGGUAGGACUGAUUUGGUUUGGAAAUUGUAUGAACAUAUGCUUGAAUCUGGUGUUUUAGCUAGUUAUGAUGUUGAAACUGUUGGGUAUCUUAUUAAGGCGUUUUGUGCCGAAAAUGAAGUUUUUGAUGGGUAUCGACUUCUUAGACAGGUUUUGGAGGAGGGUUUGUGUCCUGAUAACACGGUUUUUAACUCGCUUAUAACUGGUUUUUGUAAGGAGGGAGAGUAUACUAGAGUUUCUGAGAUUCUUCAUAUUAUGAUUUCCAUGAAGUGUAAUCCUAGUAUCUAUACUUAUCAAGAAAUUAUUAAUGGACUCUUCAAGAGGAAGAAUGCUGAGGGUUUUAGAGUUUUUAAUGAUCUCAAAGAUAGAGGGUAUUUUCCAGAUAAUGUUAUGUAUACAACAGUGAUCAAAGGUCUUUGUGAUAUAGGGUUGUUUGGUGAGGCCAGGAAGUUGUGGUUUGAGAUGAUUCAUAAAGGACUUGUGCCGAAUGAGCACACCUAUAAUGUAAUGAUAUAUGGUUAUUGUAAGAUUGGUGAUUUCGUUGAGGCAAGGAAGCUCUAUGAGGAGAUGUGUGGUAGAGGUUAUGCAGAAAGCGUGGUUAGUUACACAACAAUGAUUUCGGGUCUAUGUUUACAUGGAAAGACUGAUGAAGCUCUGAGCUUGUUUCAUGAAAUGUCUCGAAAGGGCAUUGCUCGUGAUUUGAUCAGUUACAACUCUCUAAUCAAUGGCCUUUGCCAGAAAGGUGAGCUAGUUAAGGCUACUGAUUUGUUGCAUGAACUUCUCGCACAGGGUUUAGAACCAUCAGUUUCUUCAUUUACUCCUCUCAUAAAAAGACUUUGUGAAGUCGGUGACAUUGAGGGUGCAAAGAGAUUGUUGAAAGAUAUGCAUGAUAGGCAUUUGGAACCAAUUGCUACUACGCAUGAUUAUAUUAUUAUUGGGUUAUGUAAAGAAGGAAAUCUUACAGAAAGUAUGGAAUGGUUGCUAGACAUGCUGAGUUGGAAGCUGAAACCCAAGGAGCAAACAUUUGAGCAUCUGAUUGACAGUCUAACACAAGAAGAUAGGUUAGAUGAUAUUUUGAUUGUCUUAGAUUUAAUGUUUAGAGAAGGAUAUAGACUCAAAGAAAGCAUAAUUCAUUCUUUGGUCAGUAAACUUAGCAAAGAGAAUUUCCAUUUUCCUAAUUUACUUUUGGAGGAGCUCGUAUAAAGAAAUUGAUAUAAUUGAUUAUAUUGUUUGUAUCUUCCAUGUACUCUUACCAAUAAAAUGAUGAUUUUUUUGUUUUUUUGGAA
Trifolium pratense (red clover) is the source of this 2001-nucleotide messenger RNA. RefSeq names its product pentatricopeptide repeat-containing protein At5g18950-like. The transcript has a single exon. Bases 179 to 1918 code for a protein of 579 amino acids. Gene Ontology annotation, molecular function: protein binding. NCBI's taxonomy places the organism in Eukaryota, Viridiplantae, Streptophyta, Magnoliopsida, Fabales, Fabaceae. The record is from RefSeq and is a predicted model, not a curated record.